GGAAAAAAGUUUGUACAGUGGCUGGAAGGGCGAGAGCGGAGCUCGCUGCCCCGGAGUCCGAAGGGAAGAUGAUCUGCCGCAGGUUAGAGCCCCAGGCUGAGCGGACCCCGAGCCUCCCCCAGGGCACCAGGAGCGACCGCAGCGGCAGCCGUCAACCCAGGUAGCCGUCCGUACUGCCCGCAGCUGGAGAGGAGGGCGGCCGGAGAGGGUACAGAGGCUCGGUGUCACCUGUGAGCCCGGCCGCACACCUGAGCGGACACCUGCGGGCUCCACAAAGCUGGGACUUAUCUUUGGAGGAAAAAUCAAACAAGAAAUCCAAAACCGGCCUUCACUGAGCCAUCUCACUACCCUCCUUGGUUCUCCAAAUUUUUUAAAGCUGGCCACUCUGAACCCAGUUCCGGAAAAUUAGCAGUCACCGAGACUCGACUCUGAGAAGGCAAAGACUUGGCAAGCUCCGGACUGAGCGGGGCGAGGCUGAGGGGUAGGUUGGAGGCGUGUCCAGGACAUCUGAGGGGUGACCCUGGGGACCCAAGGACUACCACCGACUCCACAGACCCAGCCUCACACCUCACGGCUGCGCACCACUGGCCACCACCAUGUCCACCUCCGGGGCCAAUGCGUCCGCCUCCUUUAUCCCCGAUCGUCCGAGCAACUCAGUGACCAUCCCGGCGGUGAUGUUCAUCUUCGGGGUGGUGGGCAACCUGGUAGCCAUCGUGGUGCUGUGCAAGUCGCGCAAGGAGCAAAAGGAGACGACCUUCUACACGCUAGUAUGCGGGCUGGCCGUCACCGACCUGCUGGGCACGUUGCUGGUGAGCCCGGUGACCAUCGCCACGUACAUGAAGGGCCAGUGGCCCGGGGGUGAGGCGCUAUGCGAGUACAGCACCUUCAUCCUGCUCUUCUUCGGCCUGUCGGGCCUCAGCAUCAUCUGCGCCAUGAGCAUCGAGCGCUACCUGGCCAUCAACCACGCCUACUUCUACAGCCACUACGUGGACAAGCGGCUGGCCGGCCUCACGCUCUUCGCCGUCUAUGUGUCCAACGUGCUCUUCUGCGCGCUCCCCAGCAUGGGUCUCGGCAGCUCGCGGCUGCAGUACCCAGACACCUGGUGCUUCAUCGACUGGACCACCAACGUGACGGCGCACGCUGCCUACUCCUACAUGUACGCCGGCUUCAGCUCCUUCCUCAUCCUAGCCACCGUGCUCUGCAACGUGCUCGUCUGUGGCGCACUGCUCCGCAUGCACCGCCAGUUCAUGCGCCGCACCUCGCUGGGCACCGAGCAGCACCACGCGACGGCCGCCGCAGUCGUGGCGCCGGCAGACUGCCGAGGCCACCCGGCCGCGGCCUCCCCAGCCCUGCCGCGCCUUAGCGACUUUCGCCGCCGCCGAAGCUUCCGCCGCAUUGCGGGCGCCGAGAUCCAGAUGGUCAUCUUACUCAUUGCCACCUCUGUGGUGGUGCUCAUCUGCUCCAUCCCGCUCGUGGUGCGGGUGUUCAUCAAUCAGUUAUAUCAGCCGAGUUUGGAGGAAGAAAUCAGCAAAAACCCAGAUUUACAGGCCAUCCGAAUUGCUUCUGUGAACCCCAUCCUGGAUCCCUGGAUAUACAUCCUUCUGCGGAAGACAGUGCUGAGUAAAGUGGUGGAGAAGAUCAAAUGCCUCUUCUGCCGCAUUGGUGGGGCCCGCAGAGACCGCCCGGGCCAGCACUGCUCAGACAGUAGGAGGACAUCGUCUGCCAUGUCCAGCCACUCUCGUUCCUUCUUCUCCCGGGAGCUGAAGGAGAUCAGCAGCACAUCUCAGACGCUUCUUUACCUCUCAGAACUAAGCGAAAAUGGCCUUGGAGGCAAGAAUUUGCUUCCAGGUGUGCCUGGCAUGGGCCUGGCCCAAACAGACACCACCUCACUAAGGACUUUGCGAAUAUCAGAGACCUCAGACUCCUCACAGGGGCAGGACUCGGAGAGUGUCUUACUGGUGGAUGAGGUUGGUGGGAGCAGCAGGGCUGGGUCUGCCUCUAAGGGGAACUCCCUGCAAGUCACGUUUCCCAGUGAAACACUGAGCUUAUCAGAAAAGUGUAUAUAGUAGGUAAAGAAAAAAGUUCAGCACUGUUUCUGGAACCUUAUAAAAUCCCGUGCAAUAGACAUAUACAUGAAGCCUAGCGUUUAUCUGUGCUCAGAAGGGCUACUUUCAUCCUACAAGUCACAUGAGAGAACAUCCUGGCUUUUGAGCACUUUUCAGACUAACAAGUUGAUUCACAUGUGUCCCAAGGACUGAAGCACAUUGCCUGCCACAUCUCUAUGACACAGGAUUGCUGUCACAAGUCAGCGACUGGGAAGAUCUACCCUUGGUUUUUCUGCUGGAUAGAAGGAUGGCAGAAAUUUUGGUAUUUUCAUAACAUCAGGAGCUUUAUAGCUGGCACACAGCAGGGGGCCAGGUAUUAGUAGGGCUCUAUUCCAAUAAACUAUGAGGACUACGUUAUGGAUGAUUUAAAUGUCACUAAGCAUGAAAAUGUGAAUUUUUAUUGUUGUAAAUAUGAUGUAAGGUAUUUAUUUUCUUCUCUAUGAGAAGGUUUGUUGUUAAUACAAGGUAUAAUAAAAUAUGGUAACCCCUCCCCUCCCAGUAUAACCAGCUCAAGUUGCAGAUGUUAGAUUUUUUUUUUCCUAAGCAAGUUCAGGCCAAGGUGUUGAAAAUUCAGUGAGAUUGACAUCUAUAAAGUAGAUUUGAAUUUUCAAGAGUUAUCAGAGGAAUAAAGAAAAAUCCUAAAGACAUGAAAAAUACAGUCCAAAAUUUUAAAGUUCUUUCCAAGCUAUGUAUUAUACAUAGUGAGAAAUUUUUAGUGAGGCUACAUUUAUUUAUCUAGAAAACUCUGAUUUCAGGCGAACCUAACAUUCUGGUCAAUAUUUUCUAGUUUUGUCCCACUAGCUGGUACUUUUUAAAAUGUAACAUAAAAAAGACUUUAAUAAAUAACCCAUAACUGAAAUGUAUAAUAUAAAAAUAAAAAGUCUAAGCAGCUUGUUUUCUCAAAAAAAGUGUGCAUGGUUUUAUUUUCCUAAGGAAUGACCUAGAAAUAUACUUUAAAAUUUAAGUGGAAGGCAAGCUCUGCCAUUAUGAACUUUAUUUAAUCAGUGGAAAGACUGAUUAAAGUAGCCUUCCACAUGUCAUAAGAGUUUAACAUCAUAAAGGGUACACUUAACUUGGGCACUUAGAGUCACCUUAUAACAGCUGUGUGUGAUACCCAAUCAUGCUGUACACAUAUUUGAAAGAUCUUUGUCAAAAAAAUAUUAAGCAUGUUUUGUUGCUUAAAGUGUUUAUGUGAAUUGCUUGGUUUGUUGUAAUUAAAUUCUGAGCCUGAUAUUGAUAUGGUUUUAAGAAGCAGUUGUUCCAACUGAAAUUAUUUUGGAGGUUACAAUAAAUAAAUACACUCAAUCUGAGUUCCAUAUCUUCAAUUUCAGAAAACUUGUGCCAUUUUUGUUUGCUUCAGGUCAUCUUGUGUAUCCUUUUAAAUUGGAUUUUUUUAACUUUUUUACUUUAAAAUAUUUUUAAAUUUAGAGAAAAGUUACAAGAAUAGUACAAAGCCCUGGCUCCACUUAGUGGAGAAUGGAGUUUAGAAACCAAGCGUUGUGUUAGAGAUAUUCAUUACUUUUGAACCCUUCCACCCAGAUUCUGCAAUUGGUAAUAUUUUAUCACAUUUGUCUUAACAUUCUCUCUUUCUUCUUAGGCAUUAGUUAGCAUGGUGAAAUAGAACAUUUUAGCAGUUUGAGCUGGAUGCUCCUUUUCUGCCAUCUCUCCCUCAGCUGACAAUCACUAUGCCAUUAGGUCUGUAGUCAGUGAUAAUCAAUGGCUGCUGACACUACAAAGAGAAAGAGUGAGGCAGGCAUUUGUAACUCCAGGUGGAAGGAUUCAAGGGCACCCAUGACUUAUUCUUGCCAAAAAAUUGAAUGAAUCUGAUCAAACUCCUAGAUCGAAGUACCAAUUUACAAGAAAUAUAGGGUACAGAGGAACAUCAAUGAUAUAAGGGGGAUGCAAUAAGCAAAAUAUAACGUGGAAAGUUCUAAAGAACAAAUGACCCAAAAACCAAAACCAUUGUCACUGAGUAGAGUCUGACUCAUAGUGACCCUAUAGGACAGAACAGUACUGCCCCAUAAGGUUUCCAAGGCUGUAAUCUUUAUAGAAGCAGAUUGCCACAUCUUUCUCCCACAGAGCAGCUGGUGGGUUUUGACUGCCAAACUUUUGGUUAGCAGUCAAACACUUCCUUAAAAAAAAGAAAAAGAGAGAACCUAUAUAUUUAAAAGACUAAGAGACAUAUCAACAGUUGCAAUAAAUGGAUUUUUUUUUUUUUGGAUUCUGAGUUCAUCAUAUUAUCAUAAUAACAGUUUUGUGUAAUACUCCAAAUGUGACAUAACUGACAUUAUCUACACAUGGGGUCACCAUGAGUUGGAAUCGACUCGAGGGCAACUAACAACACUAUAGUUAUUUUAAAAAUUGAAUUUGUAAUUACAAACCUUAUCAAAAGGUAACUCUAGGCCUAGAUGGCUUCACUUGUGAAUUCAGAAAGAAAUAAUACCAAACCUAUAUAAACCCUUUCAGAAAAUACGGCAGGUGAAAACACUUCCUAACUUUUUUAUGAAGUCUGCAUUAUCUUGAUUCCAAAACCAGACAAAGACAGUACAAGGAAAGAAAAUUAUAGGCCAACAUCCCUCAUGAACAUAGUCACAAAAAUCCUUAAUAAAAUAUUACCAAAUUGGAUCAAGCAAUACAUGAAAAGGAUAAUAUAUCAUAUACAACUAAGUAGAGUUUAUCCCAGGAAUACAAAGUUGAUUUAACACUUGAAAAAUUAAUGUAAUCUACCAUAUUAACAGAAUAAAGGAGAAAAAUCAUAUAAUCAUCUCAUAGAUACAGGAAAAGCAUUUGACAAAAUUCAACACCAUUCAUGAUAAAAGGCUUUCAGCAUACUAGGAAGGAAACUUUCUCAAUUUAACAAAGGACAUAUACAUGUUUAAAAAAUCUACAGCUACCAUCAUACUUAAAGGUGAAAAACUAAAAGAUUAUUAAAAAAAGCAAGAAUGUCUACUCUCACUUGUAUUCAACAUUGUACUGAAGGUCCUAGACAGUGCAGUAAGGCAACAGAAGGAAAUAAAAGGCAUACAGUUUGAAAAGGAAGAAGGAAAACUGUCUUUAUUCAUAAAGACAUAAUAGUAUACAUAGAACAUUCUAAGUAUCUAUUUAAAAAAAAAGCUACUACUACUAAUCAAUGAAUUCAUCAAGGUUGCAGGCUACAAGGUCAAUAUACAAAAAUCAAUUGUAUUUCUAUGUAACAGUAUUAAACAAUUGGAAAAGGAAAUUUUUUAAACUACUAUUUAUAAUACCAUCAAAAAAAAAAAAAACAUGAAAUA
This is a messenger RNA of Trichechus manatus latirostris (Florida manatee), 5377 nucleotides long. RefSeq names its product prostaglandin E receptor 4 (gene PTGER4). Gene Ontology annotation, molecular function: prostaglandin E receptor activity. Lineage: Eukaryota; Metazoa; Chordata; Mammalia; Sirenia; Trichechidae. The transcript is spliced from 3 exons. Gene Ontology annotation, biological process: inflammatory response; positive regulation of cytosolic calcium ion concentration; adenylate cyclase-activating G protein-coupled receptor signaling pathway. The coding region runs from base 597 to 2066 and encodes 489 amino acids. The record is from RefSeq and is a predicted model, not a curated record. Gene Ontology annotation, cellular component: plasma membrane.